This is a messenger RNA of Acanthopagrus latus (yellowfin seabream), 5929 nucleotides long. RefSeq names its product transmembrane protein 200A (gene tmem200a). Bases 3877 to 5796 code for a protein of 639 amino acids. The transcript is spliced from 4 exons. The record is from RefSeq and is a predicted model, not a curated record. Lineage: Eukaryota; Metazoa; Chordata; Actinopteri; Spariformes; Sparidae.
AAAUAAAGAUGGAAAUCAAAUUGUAUUCAUGGGAAAUGCCCUUUUGCAAACAGAAUGCAGCAGUUAAUGAUAUUACCUGUCAUUCCUGUGCACACAGCUGGUGGUUGCUAUAGAAACGUGUCACCUAGCAGCAGAAAAUGUAGUUGCUAUAGGGACAAUAAGUCACGUGACGUGUCCUAUAGAUACCUGUCGCUGUUAUGCUACAAAAGGACUCACCUCAAGGAUUUAAUGCAUGCGGGGGGGGGACAUCCACUGGAAAACACAUGCCAUUUUUUUAAAGCGGGAACUCAUCUAAGAAGUGCGUCUUUAAAUGUUUAAGUGUCUCCAGUAACAGAUAAAUGUGCUCCCUGCAGGCUGAGGUGUCAUAAAUUGCUGUAAUCGUUUUCUGACAGCGAGCGUGCACGCACAAAUAGUGGAAAUCAUUUAUAAGGUGAUCACAAGGAGGCUUAUUCAUCAUUCAUUAAAGACUAAUUAGGAAAAGUGCUUAUUACGGCAGUGAAGUGGAAAAUGGAGCAGCGGAUUUCGCAUUAUUCAUAAGUUUUAUCUAAUAAGAGGCGGAAAACAUGACGCACCGAGUGAGUUGUUUUUGAGUGUUACUGGAUUUGAACUUGUCAUCGAUUGCUGGUCCCAGCGCAGGUCCGACGGGUUCUCCCCCAGCAGAGAGCCUUGUUGUGUCAGAGCCCGAGUGGUUUUCUCAUUAGGAUGCUGCUGUGUCGGUAACGGCAGCUCCUCGUUUUCUCUGCCCCACUUGUUUCUUACUCCCGCUCUUUUAAAACUACAGACGCACUUGGCUUGUUUUCCGCCUCUGUCCUGUCAUCGCUGGCAGACACAGCGCUCUGCCCUCCUUUAUUGUCAGGCUUUUUUUUUUUUUUUUUUUUUUUUACAGUUGUUUUCAAACUCUUUAUACAGGCUUUCUGUUUCCGGUCAUGACUCAGUGCUGCACCCAGGUAUCCCCUCUACCUCCUCACCCCAUUUCCUCUUUUCUCUUAUAUCUUGUCUCCUUGCACUCCCAUGGAUCCCUUUCUCAUCUCUCAGUAAACCGAGGGAAUCUCUCCCCCUGCUCAUGAAACAUUGUGUGGGUUUCCUGUUUGACGCACACCAAGGAGUGAAAGGAGAGAAUCGAGUAGAGAGAGCGAGAGUGAGAGGGAGCGCAGAAAACCCGAGAAAAAGAGGCUGGUAGUGUUUGUCCUUGUGUGAUUCACCAUCUGUGGUAAAACACUCUCCCACAGCAGUAUUACCAAUCGGAUGAUUGACAUGAAAAAUACAUUAAGAUGUGAGAAGGAGAAAAGAGGGUAGGAGGAAAAGAACAUCUGGUCUUGUUUGUGAUUCACGCGUACUUUAAAUACUAAAAGCUUCGUCUGCUUCUGAUGCUUAAAUCAGACUUCACUGCCAUGAGAUAUGUAGAAGAAAAAGAGAGGGGUGGAGCGAGAAAGAGGGAAGUAACCAAAUAAAAAGAAAAUCAAAAUUAGAGACAGAUUAAAAAUAGAACUGAGAGGACGGUGGGAGGAGAAACGCAAACAGAGAGAGGGAAGAUAAGAUGAGAAAGAAAGCUGCGGGUGGAUGGAAAGGAAGCGCAGGAAGGGAAAAAUUAUUCAGGGUCACAACCAGAAUGCAUUAGCCGGUAGACUGAGGGUGAGAAUAGGAGAGAGGCAGAGAUUUACAGAUAGUGUGUUCUUGGAGGAAGAAAGAAAGAGGGAGAGAGAGAGAGAGAGAGAGAAAUUAAAACAUAGACAGAGGAAGGUCAUGAGUUUGUUCUUGUUCCUGUGCUGAAUCCAUUUAUUCUAUUACACUUACACACAGGUACACAUAGACACACUCACACACGGUGCAGAAAAUGAUUAGCUAAAUAAUUAUGCUAUUAUUUCUAUCAGGUAUUUAAGAAAAUAAAUAAACAGUACCACACAAACUCAGUCCAAAUCAGUCUCAGACCAAAGCAUAUAACAGAGCCGCCGAUUCACUCAAGGUCAGCGUGCGCGUGUCAUGGAUCACUUGUUCAUGCGUAUGAAGAGGCAGCAUCAUAAAGGGCGAUAAUGUUGAGACCAAAGGACGAAUGUAUUAGAAACAGCAAGAAAGUCCACAAUGAAAGGAGCCUUGGAUCGGCUGGGUGGUUCAUUCAGAGGACCUUCAUCCUGGAUUUGAAUUCUGUGUGAAGCCUUUCGUAAAUUGUGACUGUUUUAUAGGAGGGAUCUUAGACAUGCACGAGAACCUGUAUACAACACUGAAGGAAAGAUUCAAAUGUAUAAUAGGUCUCCUUUAAAACCAGACGUGGGUUUGUUGCACCGAACUCGAUCGCAGACGAAGAAUGUGUUGUUUUUUCACGGUUCAGCAGGGGCCAAGCGCGACAGUGAAACAGUGGACUGCUGGGUUUAUUACACGGCUUGGCUUGAUACUCUGUUGCACAAUUGCAUCUCAAUCUCAUUCUAACCAAACACAGUACAGCACAAUUACUUUCUGAAUUAAUCAUUUGGAUCACAAUCGCACUUUCCACUGGAAAAAGAAAAAGGAUUAUACGCAAUAUUACGGUAAUAACUCACGCAAAACCACUUUGUCACUUACUGCUGCAUUCAGUUUCCCUUUUAAAAACUGCAGUCAUUAAUCUAUUAUUGAUCUCGAAUCUUCCAGCUGGUGAUUACUAACUCUUUAAAUGCUCCGUGGCAGCUUUGUAUGGUCACCCAAGAAGGCUGAAAUGAGCUAUAUAUUGUACUGUACUUGUGGGAGGUUAGCCGGAGUAUGUUAAUUGUGAGGGGGAGCAAGAAAAUGAUGCCAGUUAGAUUAAAUGUUUAAAGGUGGUGCUCAUGCUGAGGCCACGAUUCAAACAAUGUUAUCACUUUCCACUGCUGCUUCACGGCAGUUUGCUGAUGAUUCUGCUGAUGGCGCCUGACCCACAGCUGAUAACUGUGAGUUGAUCGCUUCUACAGUAAAAAAAGAAGAAAAAAAAACAGUCAGCCUGCAACAAUACAGCUACUUCUGGAGCACAAUAAUAGAAAUAUCCAUUCAGAUUCUUUACUGUGGUAAUUUAACAUCAAAUAUAGUCACUUUAAUCCUCUUAGUGCUGAACGGUACAAUGCUAAUGUUAAUGUGCACCCAGAUUAACAGGCAUUUAAACCCAAAUGAAGGCUCCCAGAAUAGGCCUGUUUGUUUUAAGCCCACUUCCUUUUAAUAACUAUUAAUAGACAUCUGAGCAGCUGGUGAGCACAGAGACCAUGAUUCAUUUGAAUAAAAUGUCAGAAUUGCAGCCCUAUUCACAGAUUUAGAACUGCGACAGCAACGCAAAGAUAUGAAAAUUUAAAUAAAUGACUGAUCUGAUUUAAAAUGAUCAGAGAUUACAAAAGCACGAGCGAUGCACGUUUCUCCCACUGGUCGCUUUCUAAUUCUGCUCGUCUUAUCAUCUUGCUUCCUGAGUUUCUCUUUCGUACACAGAGGAAGAAUGCUGCAAACAAACAUCCUGCAAGGGUGGAUGACUACGUACAGCAUGCACACACAUACGCAUCCCCGCCCAUGCUGGCCUGAAAUCUGGCCGUCCAAAAACAACAUACCCAGUAAACAGAGGAGACUUGUAGUGGGUGUGCACAUUUUUUUGUGCGCCGACAUCUGUAUCACAGCCAAACUGUGAAGAGCUUUUUCUCUAGCUUUGAAAGGCGCUCAAAGUCUGCCACACUUGUGAAAAUGUGUUUUCAAAAGUCACUGCUGUACUUGAAGUGACACGCUUGUGUAAAAUAAGGUAAAUAGAGCUGGAACUGGAUCAAUCUGCUGGAUCUGUGGGUGAUGGUGCAGCCUGAAUAUCAAGUGUUGUACACCUCCUUUACUCAGAGCAUUUGGAGAAUGCAGAAAUUGACAAGUGCACCCUUGACCUGUUCUGAAAUAUGAGUGUUGUAAAUGUUUUUUUGUCUAUGUGCAUCUGUGCUUCUGAAUGGAUGUUUGCCUUUGUUGGUUUUUUUCAGUUGCAUCUUUUUGUUUGCGUGUCAGAAAGACCAAACAAACUGUCAGGAAACAGCUCCACAUCGAUGGUCGUUUAGUAGCGUGGCAGCACGGAUACAUUCACAACAGAUGCUGGACAUGCAGUGCAUGUUAACUCUUUGCUUUGUGUGUAUCUGCAGGUUCAGUAUGACUGCAGCAGCAGGUGUGCUGACAGGCUUGGCCAAGCUAAAACGCCAAGACUCCACCCGCUCUCAGCACCGGCCCCUAUCAGCGGCAGGCCUUGGAAACGCUGCCCCAGAGAGUGCCCCCAGAAAGCGGAAACGACGCACUGAUGUAGUGGUUGUGCGAGGAAAGCUCCGCCUCUACUCCGCCUCGGGGUUUUUCCUCCUCCUGGGAUUGGUCAUCCUGGCUGUAGGGAUCGGCAUGGCGACACUGGGUUACUGGCCGCACAGCGAAAGCAUGCCCCCGGCCAAAUCGCAGACGGGAGUUGGCCCUAAGACGCCAAAUACUGGAGGAGCUCAGACAUCUGCCACAGGUGAAGGAAAUGAAACCAAAAUAGCCACAGACGGGACUGUGGGUAACUCCAGCGCUAGUCAUCAUGUGCAAGAUACACCGUCCAAGCAGACUGGAGGCGCUCUUGCACGGUUCCUGGAGCAACAUCGUCACUCUGAGAGGAUGAAGAUGUUCGGGCCCUUCACCAUGGGCAUUGGGAUUUUCAUCUUCAUCUGCGCUAACGCCAUUCUUCAUGAAAACAGAGACAGAGAAACUAAGAUAAUCCACAUGAGAGACAUGUACUCGACUGUCAUCGACAUCCAUCGCCUCAGACAGAAAGAGCAUAAACAGCACCAACACCGCAACAGCACCUAUGCACGAGAGGUUGGAGAUCAUCGAGCCUUCGGAGCUGAUAACUCAGCACGGUUGGCCAGCAAUUCGCUCCUCGCGUUCUCUCGAGCAGGUGGAGGGUCUGCAGAGGAGGAGGAGGUGCUGUUAGGGGAUGAGGAGUUUCACAGACAAAGGGAGCAGGCUAAGUUGGAUUGUAGCUUUGCGGGGCUGCUGGCGCCGCUCUACAAGGAUCGUCCCUUCUACGGCCCGGGACUCGGGUUGGCUCACUCGGAUUCGAUGCGUCACCAAUGGUCGGUGGAUGGAGAUGUGGAGAAGGGAGGACACCACGCCCGCUCUAUAGUCUCCUCCUCUAUUUCUGCGUUUACUCUCCCAGUCAUAAAGCUCAACAACUGUGUUAUUGAUGAACCGGAGAUGGAGGCGAUUACCGAGGAGGAGAGAGGAGGCGAGAGAAGAGAUGGAGAGAGGUCACAGCCUCUCAGCUCCAUGGAGUCUCUGGUGGUUCCUGUAGCAUCUGUUGCCAAGGCCUCCAAACCACCGGGCUUACACCGGAGCAACUCCGCCUCCUCCUCCUCCCGCUGCUCGUCCAUCUCCUCUGUCUCCCUCUCCCCGGCUCCCUCCUCUACCUCAGGCUGCUGGCUCUCCCCAGGAGCAGCGAGGACUGACUUUGGCUCCAACUCCUCUCUGCACAUGCUCAGCAGCCACUCCAAAUCUCUGGACCUGGAGCGCGGGCCGAGCAUGCUCAGCGUGCGCCCGGAGCAGCGGAAACACCCCAGCUGGCCCCGCCUCGACCGUAGCAACAGCAGCCGCAGUAGCAGCGGCAACCGGGGCAGCACUAAAGGCUACAUGCGGCUGGAGGACAGGGAGGACCAAGGGGAGCGGCUGCUAGAUGUGUCACAGGCGGCGGCGAUGAGGCGCGACUACAGUAAGCGGGAGAAGCUGCUAAUGAUAUCGAGAUCGCAUAAUAAUCUGAGCUUUGAGCACGACGAGUUAAGCAGCAACACACUGAAGAGGGGCAGCUCCGAGACUCGAUUCUGAAGAACUACAGGCUGAUAACAGUUCGGUCCUGCUCUGUAAAUUGCUCUCCUGACAGUAUGAGUGAACUGCACUUUUGUGUCAGGGGGACACUAAUGAGUUCAGCAGGUACACCCCAGAGAGAGAGAGAGGGAAC